Molecule: messenger RNA, 3809 nt
Organism: Capra hircus (goat)
Lineage: Eukaryota; Metazoa; Chordata; Mammalia; Artiodactyla; Bovidae
Gene: SLC9A5
Product: solute carrier family 9 member A5
Exons: 16
Coding region: 148-2850 (900 amino acids)
Biological process (GO): proton transmembrane transport; sodium ion transport; regulation of pH
Cellular component (GO): membrane
Molecular function (GO): sodium:proton antiporter activity
Source: RefSeq, a predicted model, not a curated record
UGGGUUGGGGGUAUCCGAGCCGGGAUUGGGGGGAGCGGACCCCACGUGCCUGUGACGCGGGGGAGGCCGGUAGGCGGCGGCGGCGGCGGCGGCGACACGGGGCCGGCGGCUGUGCGGUGCCUGGAGGGGUGCUAGGCAGGCGGCAGGAUGCUGCGCGCCGCACUGCCGCUGCUCGGGCUGCCCCUGGCGGGGGCAGGAGCAACCGAAGAGCCCACCCAGGAGCCAGGGUCGCCGGGUGAGCCUCCCCCAGGGUUGGCGCUCUUCCGCUGGCAGUGGCACGAGGUGGAGGCGCCCUACUUGGUAGCCCUCUGGAUCCUGGUGGCCAGCCUGGCUAAAAUCGUGUUUCACUUGUCUCGGAAGGUGACGUCUCUGGUCCCCGAGAGCUGUCUGCUGAUUUUGCUGGGACUGGCACUGGGGGGCAUUGUCUUGGCUGUGGCCAAGAAAGCGGAGUACCAGCUGGAGCCAGGCACCUUCUUCCUCUUCUUGUUGCCUCCUAUUGUGCUGGACUCAGGCUAUUUCAUGCCCAGCCGGCUGUUCUUUGACAAUUUGGGUGCCAUCCUCACCUAUGCCGUGGUGGGCACACUCUGGAAUGCCUUCACAACAGGUGCUGCCCUCUGGGGCCUACAGCAGGCUGGACUUGUGGCCCCCAGAGUGCAGGCUGGCUUGCUGGACUUCCUGCUGUUCGGGAGCCUCAUCUCAGCAGUGGAUCCUGUGGCUGUGCUGGCUGUCUUUGAGGAGGUGCACGUCAACGAGACCCUCUUUAUCAUCGUCUUUGGCGAGUCCCUGCUCAACGAUGCAGUCACCGUGGUGCUGUACAAGGUCUGCAACUCUUUUGUGGAGAUGGGCUCUGCCAACGUGCGGGCCACUGACUACCUGAAGGGAGUCGCCUCCUUGUUUGUGGUCAGUCUGGGCGGGGCAGCCGUGGGCUUAGUCUUUGCCUUCCUCCUGGCCCUGACCACACGCUUCACCAAGCGGGUCCGCAUCAUCGAGCCGCUGCUGGUCUUCCUCCUCGCCUAUGCAGCCUACCUUACCGCUGAAAUGGCCUCGCUCUCUGCCAUUCUUGCGGCGACUAUGUGUGGCCUGGGCUGUAAGAAGUAUGUGGAGGCUAACAUCUCCCAUAAGUCCCGCACAGCUGUCAAGUACACCAUGAAGACUCUAGCCAGCUGCGCGGAGACCGUCAUCUUCAUGCUGCUCGGCAUCUCGGCUGUGGACUCUUCCAAGUGGGCCUGGGACUCUGGGCUGGUGCUGGGCACCCUCUUCUUCAUCCUGUUCUUCCGAGCCCUCGGCGUAGUCCUGCAGACGUGGGUGCUGAAUCAGUUCCGGCUGGUCCCUCUGGACAAGAUUGACCAGGUGGUGAUGUCCUAUGGGGGCCUGCGGGGGGCUGUGGCCUUCGCUCUCGUCAUCCUCCUGGACAGGACCAAGGUCCCUGCCAAGGACUACUUUGUAGCCACCACGAUUGUGGUGGUCUUCUUCACAGUCAUCGUGCAGGGCCUGACCAUCAAGCCACUGGUCAAGUGGCUGAAGGUGAAGAGGAGUGAGCAUCACAAACCCACCCUGAACCAGGAGCUGCAUGAGCACACUUUUGACCACAUUCUGGCUGCAGUGGAGGACGUUGUGGGGCACCAUGGCUAUCACUACUGGAGGGACAGGUGGGAGCAGUUUGAUAAGAAGUACCUGAGUCAACUGUUGAUGCGGCGCUCAGCCUACCGCAUCCGGGACCAGAUCUGGGAUGUGUAUUACAGACUCAACAUCCGGGACGCCAUCAGCUUUGUGGAUCAGGGAGGCCACGUCUUGUCCUCCUCUGGGCUCACUCUGCCCUCCAUGCCCAGCCGCAAUUCCGUGGCAGAGACCUCCGUCACCAACCUGCUGAGGGAGAGUGGCAGUGGAGCGUGUCUGGAUCUGCAGGUGAUUGACACGGUGCGCAGUGGCCGGGACCGGGAGGACACGGCAAUGCACCACCUGCUCUGUGGAGGCCUCUACAAGCCGCGCCGCAGGUACAAAGCCAGCUGCAGCCGCCACUUCAUCUCUGAGGACGCGCAGGAGCGCCAGGACAAGGAAGUCUUCCAGCAGAACAUGAAGCGGCGGCUGGAGUCCUUUAAGUCCACCAAGCACAACAUCUGCUUCACCAAGAGCAAACCACGACCUCGCAAGGCUGGCCGCAAGAAGAAGGAUGGCGUGACUAACACUGAGGCUACAAAUGGGAAACCUCCUCGAGACCUGGGCUUCCAUGACACAGCUGCCGUGAUCUUAACCGUGGAGUCUGAGGAGGAGGAGGACAGUGACAGUUCGGAGACAGAGAAGGAGGAUGACGAGGGGAUCAUCUUUGUGGCUCGGGCCACCAGUGAGGUCCUCCAAGAGGGCAAGGUCUCAGGGAGCCUUGAGGUGUGCCCCAGCCCACGCAUCAUCCCCCCAUCCCCAACCUGUGCGGAGAAGGAGCUGCCCUGGAAGAGUGGGCAGGGGGACCUGGCCGUCUACGUGUCCUCAGAAACCACCAAGAUUGUGCCCGUGGACAUGCAGACAGGCUGGAACCAGAGCAUCUCGUCCCUGGAGAGCUUGGCAUCCCCACCGUGUACUCAGGCCCCAACCAUGACCCGCCUGCCUCCCCGCCCACGGGCCCCGGAAGAGCCCCAGGCCCCUCUCAAGCUGCCCCUCUCCUCUGAUCCUCGCUCUUGCUUUGCUUUCCCCCCGAGCCUGGCCAAGGCGGGUCGUUCUCGCAGUGAGAGCAGCGCUGACAUCCCCCGGCAGCAGGAGCUGCAGCCCCUCAUGGGACAAGAGGACCACACCCAUCUCAGCCCCGGCACCGCCAACUCCCACUGGUGCAUCCACUUCAACAAAGGUGGCCGGCUGUAGCCCAGAGACUCGGGGAGGAGCAGGGGGCUGGGGCCCCCAUGGAAGUCUUCCCUGCACAAUGGGCAGAGGAGCCCACUCAACCGGACAUGGGGUUAGAGGGGCCUAGACUGAAGUAGCAGCUGGGCUCCCUUGGGGUGGGUCAGAAGGGUCUCCUGGGCUGGUCCUCACAGGAACCCUUUUCACCACCCUCCUUACUCCUAAACUCCUGCCACCUUCCCUUUCAAUAAGGCCCUAACUCUGGUUCAAGACCCAGUCCAGACGUUUUAGAGGCAAGGCCCAGAGACAAGGGGAGCUCAUGCCCCUUCCCCAGCGGGUCCUCCUGGGGAGCAGUUCCUGUCCCCCAAGCAAGGGCAUCUCUCCUCAGCUGACACUGGGCUGACCCGCACUCCACCCUGCCCCAGCGUCAGCUCAAGGACAGUACCCUGGCAGUGAGGCUCCACGAGGGGCUGGUCCUCAGAGGGACUGGGCUGGGAGGUGCAGCAGGCUUUGCUACCCUGUUGUCUCAGCUACCCAUAGCCAGUUGGUUUGGGGCAGUGGGAAUCUGUCUCCACUCCUUGCUUUAUCUUCUCCCCUUUGCUGCCAGUCUCGGGGCAAUAGUUACUCCAUUUCCAGGACUGAGGCCACAGGGUUGGGCCAGGCUUCGGGUCACGGCUGCUUCCUAGCUGGCAUCACUCUGGGGAUCUGCUGCUCUGCACCUGGCUUUGGACCUUUCAGAUCCUUGGGUCUGAGAUUUGUGAGGAGGGGAGAUGGUGGCCUCUGGCCUCCCACACUGUCUCAUUUUUUCCUGAACAGGAAAGGAGCUAGGUAUCUCAGGAUCACUGCUCCACUGCUCUGGGGCUGAGAGGCCUGACUACAAUGGAAAGGGGGCUGACUGGGUGGCAGGUGACUUUCCUGGGGUUAGCACCUGCCCUGAAUUGUGUACCUUGAACCUAAGAUACAUUAAACAUCUCUCAGAUGGA